AUGAAUCCUCGGCUGUGGGAAGCUGACGACAUCAAGUCUUGGCUCAAAUGGAUCACCAAAGAGUUCAAACUGAAGUCAGAAGUACAAGCCAAGGAUCUCCCGGAUACAGGUUGUGAGCUGUGUAGGCUGACGCGGCGGGGACUGCAGAGGGUGGCAGGUCGUCGGGGUGGUCGGGUCCUGGCGCAACACCUGGACAUCUGCCUCCAGAGGUUCGGUUCCUCUCUGCCGACACACGACCCCGGCGACACCACGACCCUCGAAUCCGACGACGAAUCCGACGAUGAUGACGAAGAUGAUGAGGAUGUGGACCCCUAUGAGAUCCUUGGCCCGCGCUCUUUGCCUGCCGCCCAAGGCUCAGGUCAGAUCCAGCUGUGGCAGUUCCUCCUGGAGCUGCUCUCAGACCCCGCCAACUCCGGCAUCAUCACCUGGGAGGGCACGGCCGGGGAGUUCAAGAUCCUGGAGCCUGACGAAGUGGCGAGACGAUGGGGUGAGAGGAAGUCCAAACCUAACAUGAACUACGACAAGCUCUCCCGCGCCCUCAGGUAUUACUACGACAAAAACAUCAUGACGAAGGUACACGGGAAGCGCUACGCCUACAAGUUCGACUUCCGCGGUCUGGACCAAGUGCGGCAACAGCAGUCAGCCGAGGCCCAGCGAUACCCAGCAGACCUUAGCUUCCUCACCAGUUACUCCCAGCUCCUAGGAGGCCUCCCUAGCCGCUGGGCCGCUGACGUCACCCUCGCCACCCGCCGCCGCCGCUCCUCUCCCCUCCGCCAUACUGGGCAGCGGUGUCCUCAGCCGCCGCCCUCGCCACCACCUCACCACUCGCCACGUCCUCCCCGCUGGCGACGUCUUCACCCCUAGCCACCUCGCCUCCCCUAGGGCUACACGCAGCGCCCUUAACCUCCCCACUAAGCUCCCCUCCAUCUGAUGUCCCCGUGACCACCUCCUCCUCCACCCCCAGGACCCUCCCUCACUACCCGUACUCAUGAGCCUCACAACACCGGCAGUGGAGAAGACUCACCCCGCACCUGGAGGACAGGUGGAACAACAUCUUCACCUUGUUGUGUAGGAGUCUGGCUCACCCUCCACACCGCCUCCACUCACCAGUCUAAACCUCCUUUAUAAAGCUACUCAGGCUCACGCCUCCCUGCUGAGCUCACGCCUCCCUGCUGAGCUCACGCCUCCCUGCUGAGCUCACGCCUCCCUGCUGAGCUCACGCCUCCCUGCUGAGCUCACGUCUCCCUGCUUGGCUCAGUCUUAACUCGGUGGGCUCAGUGUUAAUGGGAUGAGCAUCUUAGAUAUCCCGAGGCACCCAGUGAAGAGUCAUAUUACGAGUA
Molecule: messenger RNA, 1340 nt
Organism: Homarus americanus (American lobster)
Lineage: Eukaryota; Metazoa; Arthropoda; Malacostraca; Decapoda; Nephropidae
Product: DNA-binding protein D-ETS-6-like
Biological process (GO): cell differentiation; regulation of transcription by RNA polymerase II
Cellular component (GO): nucleus
Molecular function (GO): DNA-binding transcription factor activity, RNA polymerase II-specific; sequence-specific DNA binding
Source: RefSeq, a predicted model, not a curated record